Osmia bicornis bicornis is the source of this 2282-nucleotide messenger RNA. It is a transcript of the gene HtrA2, whose product is annotated as serine protease HTRA2, mitochondrial. Gene Ontology annotation, biological process: proteolysis; positive regulation of apoptotic process; programmed cell death. The record is from RefSeq and is a predicted model, not a curated record. Gene Ontology annotation, molecular function: serine-type endopeptidase activity; protein binding. The transcript has 7 exons. NCBI's taxonomy places the organism in Eukaryota, Metazoa, Arthropoda, Insecta, Hymenoptera, Megachilidae. The coding region runs from base 24 to 1304 and encodes 426 amino acids.
ACUCAGUUUGGGUUGAGUCAAAGAUGGCUGUUCCCUUAACGCGUUUUUCUUGGAGCGUUUUGAAAAAAAAUCAGUUACAGUAUAAACAAUUAUUAGCACUUUCAUAUCCAGCUCAAUUUACGUAUUCGUACAGGCAUUCUUUUUCACAAGAGAAGAAUUUUCAAACUUUUGACAAUACCGCUAGAAAUGUCUUGCUCUGUACCGUUUUCUUCUCCGGUUUUGGUUAUAUUUUGUAUAAAUGGAAAGACAAUUGUCAGAACCGAGUUAGCAGCUGGAUGAAUUCUAUGUUUACAAUACAUGCUAAAUCAGUUGCCUGGGAUGGAAGUAAUAACCGGAAUAAAUACAAUUUCAUAGCUGAUGUAGUAGAGAUCUCAGCUCCUUCGGUAGUUCACAUUGAAAUUCAGAAUAGUAAAACGUUUGAUAUUCCUACAGGGAAACCGUUCAAAAUAAGUAAUGGAUCCGGUUUCAUUGUUAAAUCUGAUGGAUUAAUAUUAACAAAUGCUCAUGUUGUAACUAAUAAGCCUAAUACCACUGUUAAGGUAAGGCUUCAUGAUGGAAGUAAUUAUGUUGGUGUGGUAGAGGACAUUGAUAUGCACUGUGAUCUUGCAACUGUGCGAAUUAAUCAGACUAAUUUGCCAGCAAUGAAGCUUGGCAGUUCCCAAAGUCUUAGGCCAGGAGAAUUUGUAGUUGCCAUUGGAUCACCAUUAACUUUAAGCAACACAAUAACAAGCGGAGUAAUAAGUAGUGUACACAGAGAUAGUAAAGAACUUGGCCUGUAUAACAAGCACAUGGGUUAUGUUCAAACAGAUGCUGCAAUCACUUUUGGUAACUCAGGUGGUCCAUUAGUUAAUUUGGACGGUGAAGCAAUUGGGGUAAAUGCAAUGAAAGUAACAUCCGGUAUUUCCUUUGCAAUACCUAUUGAUUAUGCUAAGGAAUUCUUAAAGAAAGCUGAUAUGCGCAGAAGCAAAUCAGGUAUAAAAACCAUGGCAGAAGAAUACAAGGCGAAAUAUAUUGGAGUCACGCUACUUACUCUAACACCCGAUCUGUUUUACGAAUUGCAAAAGAAAUUAAAAGGAAUUCCAGACAACAUCAGACACGGGGUACUUAUUUACAAAGUAAUCGUGGGAUCACCGGCUCAUCUGGGAGGUUUACAACCAGGUGAUAUUGUUACUCACGUGAACGAGGAACCAGUGAUGACUUCCGCCAGCAUCUACAAGGCGAUAGAAACGUCCAAAGUCUUGAGAUUGAUAGUGAUCAGAGGAUAUCAAGUGUUACAUCUGAGAAUCGAGCCAGAAGAACUGUAAAUCACCACGCUGUAACCUUGCCGGCAUUGAAAUUCAAAGUUCAAAACACCAUUGACACUAUUUACAUUUUUGUAGACAAAUUUUCUGCUAAGUUUAACGCGUAGGAAUAAAGUGUCUUAAUCUCACGCAACACAAGUACGCGUUAUUGAACAAUGACGGUUGAUGUUUCAAAUGUUCUUGCGUAUGAAUAACUUAACGACGAACGAAAAACUCAGCACUAUCCGAGAAGAUUUAUUUCGAUCGUUGGACUUAUCGAAGGACCGAUUAUCCCGUCCGGUUUUUCUUUGCUUUUUCCCACCGUCCUGAAGACUAAUGUUAGACGGGCCCCUUGUUACGAUAGGGAACCUACCGAACACGUGUGCGUGCGUGUGUACGUCGGGUGUGGUCCACCGGCUCGACUGUAUUAUGUUUAUGUUUACGACGCGAGGCGACCUCCGCAAAUAUGUGGCCGGAUCUCAGGGAGCGUAGGUGUGGUUCACGAGACUUCCAGUAUCUCUUUUAUUUUUUUAAAAGUAUUUUACUGUCCGUAAACCCGUGCAUCUUGCUGGAAUCCUGGUCUACGUUUACACCGGUGCAGUAAGCUGCACGUUGCACGAAUACGAGGCAUUCUGACAUUAACAGCCGCAACAAUGAGAAUAAAAAGUUUGUUAUUGAGUUUCGUUAAGUAGGCGUUAGCUGAAGCUAAAACGGUUAUUGUAAAAAUUCAGAGGCGAAGACGCGAAGAUUACGACGGUGUGAACGUACCUUCAGAAAUAUUUUCAAGGGGACCAUAAUACCUCGUUGCACCUUGAGAUCCAUGAAAUAAGACGGUUCGACGAUCCUUUCUGUAGGUACUUCGGACAGAGAGCUCUGGACUUAACUCGCGUCAACGAUAAAUUGUAAUUAAUCUCUUUUAAUAAGGAGAGAUCGAAGUUGUUAAAUUAUUGUAAAAGAUAAUAAUUUUUGCAGUCAUUCGAAUAAAUAUAGCUUGAAAAUCAA